GCUUUUUGGAGGACUUUAUUCACACACUCACACACCGACCCCUAUUCAAGACCACCACUCACACACACAGACACAGACACACACACACACACACUCACACGCAGACACAAAGCAUCUGAAAGCCAUGACUGAGCUGAAGAGUAAGUUGUUUUGGAGAGCCGUGCUGGCUGAGCUGGUUGGGAUGACGCUCUUUAUCUUCCUCAGCAUCACCGCCGCCAUCGGAAACAAGCACAACACGCACCCGGACCAGGAGGUGAAGGUGUCGCUGACGUUCGGGCUGGCCAUAGCCACGCUGGCACAGAGUCUGGGCCACAUCAGCGGCGCACACCUGAACCCGGCCGUCACCGUCGGCAUGCUGGUCAGCUGUCAGAUCAGCAUCCUCCGUGCCGCCUUCUACAUCCUGGCCCAGAUGCUGGGGGCCACGAUGGCGAGCGGCAUGGUGUACGGCAUCCGGCCCGGAAACGAAACCGCGCUCGGGGUCAACGCGCUGAACAGAAUCACUACGGUGCAGGGGGUCGGUGUGGAGAUGUUCGCCACCUUCCAGCUCGUGCUGUGUGUGUUAGCCGUUACGGAUAAACGUCGGCGUGACGUUGGGGGAUCGGUUCCUCUGGCCAUCGGGUUCUCCGUGGCUCUGGGUCACCUCACCGCCAUCAGCUUCACAGGAUGCGGCAUUAACCCGGCUCGAUCCUUCGGCCCUGCGCUCAUCUCGGAAGACUUCACCGAUCACUGGGUUUACUGGGUGGGCCCGAUGUGUGGGGGCGUGGCUGCGGCACUCAUCUAUGACUUCCUGCUUUACCCAAAGAUGGACGAUUUUCCCGAACGCAUGAGAGUUCUGGUGUCUGGACCGUCGACUGACUACGACGUCAACGGACGAGACGACACACCGGCCGUCGAGAUGUCCUCGAAGUGAUGAUGGAAAUGCAGUUCUCGCGUUGAAAUGUUCCGCUGUAGAGUUGGUUCUUUUUUAUUGUUCCGACCACCGGGCUUGCAGUGGAAACUCCAGAGGUAGAUGAUAAGCGUCUUCAAAUUCAGAGCGUCCUUAUCGACGUUCCCUUUCUCCCCAGGUCCAAACCCUGAUACUGAUUUUGAGUUUUAUUAAAUGACGAUUCGAUUUGAGCCAAAAUCACCUUUUAUACUUUCCCAUAACGCAUUCCUGCGAUCUGAUGCAAUUUUCUUUCUUGAAAACAGGAAUACUGAAAGCGAGCAGAUUAGUUAGCAAGUCAAAUGAACUAGCAUGCAAAGUUCAAAGUAAUAAAGAUCUUCACGCAAAUUGUUGUGGUCAUUAAGGCUGUAUUUAAAAUCAUAUUACAAAAUCAAGUUCAGUCUUUAUUUUUGACUCAAAAUAAAUGAUUUUAUUUGUCAUGAAUGAUCCAGUUCCUGAGUCUAUCAUACACUAAAAGCCUUAAAUUACCUGUAAAUAGCUCUUCUUUUCUGUUAUUGAUUUACUUUUCCUAUAAUAAAAAAAAAAGAAUACUGUUUGUUGCAGCAACAUUUUUAGUUUUCUUUCUUUUUCAGUUCCUGCUUUUUGUAUGUACCUGAAAUUUAUUUUAAAGAAUUUUUUUUAAAGAAAUUUUAGUUGUAAUAGUCUAUAAUUUUUGUAAACAGUAUUUUUUUUCUAUGUAAAUGACUGUAUUGUUUUACAUUUUGUACUUGAGUAACAUUUGAGCACUACGAUUUUCCUUUCCUUCACUUUUUGUAAGUAAGUAAAUAAAACGACCAAAAGUUA
This is a messenger RNA of Ictalurus punctatus (channel catfish), 1726 nucleotides long. RefSeq names its product aquaporin-1. The record is from RefSeq and is a predicted model, not a curated record. Gene Ontology annotation, cellular component: membrane. NCBI's taxonomy places the organism in Eukaryota, Metazoa, Chordata, Actinopteri, Siluriformes, Ictaluridae. Gene Ontology annotation, molecular function: carbon dioxide transmembrane transporter activity; ammonium channel activity; glycerol transmembrane transporter activity. The coding region runs from base 125 to 910 and encodes 261 amino acids. Gene Ontology annotation, biological process: hyperosmotic response; renal water transport; carbon dioxide transmembrane transport. The transcript is spliced from 4 exons.